Messenger RNA from Gasterosteus aculeatus aculeatus (three-spined stickleback), 4602 nucleotides. RefSeq names its product G3BP stress granule assembly factor 2a (gene g3bp2a). NCBI's taxonomy places the organism in Eukaryota, Metazoa, Chordata, Actinopteri, Perciformes, Gasterosteidae. Gene Ontology annotation, molecular function: mRNA binding. The record is from RefSeq and is a predicted model, not a curated record. Gene Ontology annotation, cellular component: cytosol; ribonucleoprotein complex.
UAUCACUUUAAAUCUGCAAUCUCUGGGACUGCAGAGAUCAUAAAGUGUUAGUUAGUGAAGCGAGGGAAAUAUCACUAGUACCCCACCCCCCCUGGGAUAUUUCUGAACAGGUUACAGCCGGUUACUCGGAGAUAUUCAUCACAAACAAUUCUGUCUACAUAGAUAGGGUCUUUCAUACGCACUUAAUAUUGUCUACCAAAGAAAUGGUGAUGGAGAAGCCGAGUCCCCUGCUUGUAGGGCGGGAGUUUGUGAGGCAGUAUUACACACUCUUAAACAAGGCACCAGAUUUCCUACACAGGUUUUAUGGGAGGAAUUCUUCCUAUGUUCAUGGAGGACUUGACCCAACUGGGAAGCUGGCAGAAGCGGUGUACGGGCAAGCGGAAAUCCACAAGAAGGUCAUGUCCCUGCAGUUCAGUGAGUGCCACACAAAGAUCAGGCAUGUCGAUGCCCAUGCCACACUGAGUGAUGGAGUAGUGGUGCAAGUCCUGGGAGAACUUUCAAACAAUGGUCAGCCCAUGAGGAAGUUUAUGCAAACAUUUGUGCUUGCGCCAGAAGGUUCGGUGGCGAAUAAGUUCUACGUCCACAAUGACAUUUUCCGUUAUGAAGAUGAGGUUUUUGGAGACUCUGAAGCUGAGCUUGAUGAAGAAUCAGAGGAGGAAGUUGAAGAGGAGCAAGAGGAGAGGCAACCAUCCCCUGAGCCACUUCAAGAAAGCCCCAACAGCACCACUUAUUAUGAUUCUCAUCCUGUCUCUAAUGGAGUAGAAGAGCCAAUGGAGGAGCCAGCUCCGGAGCCUGAGCCAGAGCCUGAACCAGAGCCCAAAGUAGAGGAGAUAAAGCCUGACGUAGAUGAGAAGGUUCAGGAAGAGAUUGAGGAGAAAGCUCCAUCACCGGCCCCUGUGGAAUCCCCACCAAACACCCAGGAGCCUCCCAAGACUUUCUCGUGGGCUUCUGUGACCAGUAAAAACCUGCCUCCCAGCGGCACAGUCCCCUCCUCUGGAAUGCCACCCCAUGUUGUUAAAGCUCCAAGCUCACAGGCCAGAAUAGACGGCAAGACGGAGACACAGACCGCACCUCUUCGGUCCAGAGACCAGCGCACACGCGACAGACCGACCUUUACUCAGCGGGGUCCCAGGCCUGAUGGUGUUGCGUCUUUGGAGUCACAAACAGGGAAACCACACUUGAGUUUUGUUAACAAAGGUGGCCGAGAUGUUGAACCCGGCGAGAUGGACAACAGGCGGAUUGUCCGAUACCCAGACAGUCACCAGCUUUUUGUUGGCAACCUCCCACAUGACAUUGAUGAGAGCGAGCUCAAAGACUUCUUCAUGACAUAUGGAACUGUUGUGGAGCUGCGGAUCAACACCAAGGGCGUUGGUGGGAAGCUUCCUAACUUUGGAUUUGUGGUCUUUGACGACUCCGACCCGGUGCAAAGAAUCCUGGGGGCGAAGGUAGAAGGGCCGAUCAUGUUCCGAGGCGAGGUGCGCCUGAAUGUGGAGGAGAAGAAGACGAGGGCGGUGCGCGAGCGAGAGACCCGGGGAGGAGGAGACGACCGCCGGGACAUGAGGCGCAACGAGCGAGGCCCCGGAGGCCCCAGACCCGCCGUGGGAAGUGGAAUGAUGCGGGACGGCAGGGGACCACCACCUCGAGGCGGCAUGGCCCCCAAACCUGGCAUGGGCUCCGGAAGAGGCUCCGGUGGCCAGGGAGAGGGUCGCUUCACAAACCAGCGCCGCUGAGGAGUGCACCACCUGCAGUGUGGAAGUAGUACCGCGUUCUUCAUCUUCAACCGUUCUCGUUAACGAAAAGAAAUCUUCAUGUAUGAACGUAUAUAUUGGUUUAUGUUUUAUUUUUAUUUUUUUGUUCCCUCUUUGCUUUGGAAUGUGACACAGCCUGUCAACCUUUUUUGUUUGUGAAAUAGACAAAACAAAAUAAGCAAACAAAAAAAAAUGCGCUUAUUAUUUGUGAGCUGAGCAUCCUUUUCGGGUAUCUCAAGAAUUCACAAACUUUAAUUUGUAAAUUUGUGGAAAAAAGGCGAACCAACCAGGAGUAAUCUGCCACAUUAGGAGGGACUGAUAAGACUUUUAACUACGAUAACACAGCCCAUCAUUUGGAAAAGAGAUUAUAUGCCUUGACUUAACCGGGGCGCUGCUUCACGAAAUCCCUCUAUUGCACAUUUUAUAUGGUAGUUUUCUGCCCGUUACUGUUGGAUAAAAGUGGGAUGCAAAUUUUGCGCAGUUCCAGGAGAAAGGCUUGCCUUUUACUUUUUUCCUUUUUGAGAGACCACUGCUUAAAAAUUGCAUAAUGCACUCAUCAAUAUGCACUAAUGGGUACUUUUGUCAUAUUACUUUGACAUCCACGCUUGGAACGCCGCUGGAGGGACCUGUUUAGUCUCAAAGCGACACGACUUUCCGGGGCAGGCCUCGCUCACAGCCUGUCUGCUGUGACCAAUGUACUUUUCUCACUUUUGACCCAAAACAAGCUUCAAUUACUGCUGGAUGGACAUGAUGACGAGCAAAUCUACAUUAUAUUUUUCCUCAUUUAUAAAUAAAAGAAAGAAAGCUCAAAUCCUGGACUUUUCCCUGCCAGCUAGACCGCAAAAAUGGGAUGGACGACACCGUCUCUCUUUCUUCCCUCCCUUCCACUCUUAGGUGCGGAGUAACUGAAUAAAUGCACGGCAGAAAUCAUAGUUUACUGUAUGUUUUGUUUUCUGUGUAUCUUAAUUUCUCUCAACUUGAUAAAAGCAUGAAUGGUGCCUUCUAUUUCACCUUUUCUAGUCUUACUAGAGCAAAGCGGUUCGAGGCGCUCUGCCUCAGAUUAUGGAGCUGCUCAUUUUGAACAAUUUUUUCCGGGGAUCAGAUAGAAAAAAAAAUUGCAGUAUUCUGAAUAUUUAGGUAAUUUUUUUCAGGUGCAUAUUUCAUUUUUCCGUACUGUUUUACUACCUAAGAUGAUCUGCUGUGAGUUUUGUACAUUUGUUUCGUAUCGUGUCUGUUCUGGGUUUUGUAGAGACAAUAGGUGCCUCCUAUUCUGUUGUUAAAUGGUUGAGAGGUUUAUCUGAAGAACAACCCCCCCCCCCCUCCUCCUCCACCCCUCCACACCCAUUAAAAGUAGGUACAUUAAAGGUAAUGUGGGAAUAUUCUUGCGUCUUUGUUUACCAGUCAUGGCCGUACACCACAAUGAUUCCAGUGACCUGAGGUUUGAAAAAGGCAAUUGUCUCACGAUGUGAUUCAGAGUUGUUGAUACUUUCAUUUUGACCAUAGUUUUGGAGACUCGCGGUAGCACCUGAGUAAAUCCCCGGACUCAAAAGUUGUCAGACUGUUCUUUUCUCGGUAACAAUUUUGUAAAGAUCCGUGUGGCUGGGCUGGCCGUUGUUCCAGUCUACCGACUAGCAAAUAAUUGUGCUCACUUUUCUAGCCAUUUAUGCAUUUGUAUUUUCAUAUGCUUAUUAUUCAUUGUGUUUAUUUGUGUUUUUUUCCGUUUUUUUCCCUUUCAAGGCAAGUGUGAUUUGAAUGCCAUAGUUCCGUUUCUCUUUGCCUCUGGUGCAUUUUCUUUUACCACUCGGUACGGAGGGAAGACCUUUUGGGUUCAGCUGAAAAGGAAAACGCGAGCUUUCUUUUCUUUUUCUUUUUUUGUUAUCUUGCACUGAUGGGAAGUGAAAUCAAUGUAGCAUUUUUCUGGACAAAUACACGAAUGAGGUCUUCCUUGUCUGGUGAUCUUGCACUAUUUACAAUAUUUCUGGGACAAUCUGUAAUUUUGAAACACAGACUCUACAAAUUCCUUAUCUGGCAGAGAAAAACCAUUAAGUGCUCAUCUUAUCUGCGUGGAAUAAUAUUUGCCGUCUUGCAGUUAAAACCAGAUUGGAUGUACAAACAUGGCAUAUUUAAUCCAGUUUCCACGGUGAUGCCCAGCUGCUCUCUUUUGUAGUUGAGAUGAGAUUUUCAGAUGGGAGAUUAGUUUUCAAUGGAGAUAUUGCAUUUGUUACCAACAUUCUUUGACCGAAUAUUACAGAAGGAUUACAGCUCUUUGAUCCUUGCCUCCUGAUUUUAACAGACCGUUUCAGAUUUAUACAUCUACCGCGAAUGUUUAUUUGUCAGUUAAUUGCUUAGCUAAAGCACUUGACUGCAAUUAUACUAAUUUUUUUUUUUUUUUACACAACAGUGGUCAAUGCAGAGGCUGGAAAGCAUGAUGGGCUCUUCUUUGUCAAAAAGUUUGUGUUUUUCCACAUCUAAAUGGUGGCAAAAUGUUUCGGAUAAACAUCUAGUUUUGAUCAUUUCACCAAGGUUGUACCCCCCCCCCCCUUUCCAAACCAAACCUUUGAAGGACCUGCAAAAAGAAGAAAAAAAAGUGUUUUCCUGUGGUUGAAAAUUAAUUUGAGUGGAUCCUCAUUGUGAAUCAUUCCAGUCCCUUUUGAAUGGAAAUAGAGGUUCCUUGUUGGCUUUAGCAGGUGUGGUAAACAGUUGGCUGUAAAUCUUACUUUUACGGUGUUUACUUGUUGCUAGUACAACAAUGUUGCAGGUGGAGAAUCUUUUUUGUUUCGUUUUGGGUUUUUUUUCUCCAUUUUGAAUGUGUUGGACUUAACAUACAAUAAACUACUGAUAUCAGCACCACCCA